CCCCACCUGUCCCCCUUCUUCCCAACUCUCUCUCUCCCAUUCCAUUUCCCUUCUCCCCCAGCCAGAGGCAGAGGCUCCCGCGACCUCGUCGGCGACGGCGACCGCGACCGCGCGACGACGAGGAAGCGAAGGACGAGGAAGCGAGCGCGCCACCAUCUUCAUAGCUCGCUCUCCUCCUCACCUCAGGUGGUGAACCGAGGAGACCUGCGUGGGGUGGGGGAUGGAGGAGGAGGAGGCGGGUGUGAGGGAGCGCCGCGGCGUGCUCAAGGUGGUGGUGGCCAGCGGGACCAACCUCGCCGUCCGGGACUUCACCUCCAGCGACCCCUACGUCGUCGUCCGCCUCGCCGCCAUGAAUAAGAAGACAAAAGUCAUCAACAGCUGCCUAAACCCAGUUUGGAACGAAGAGAUGUCCUUCUCCAUCGAAGAACCAGCAGGGGUCAUCAAAUUCGAGGUGUUCGACUGGGACCGGUUCAAGUACGACGAUAAAAUGGGGCACGCGUUUCUUGAGCUGCAGCCGGUGGCCGCGGCGGCGAAGCUGCGGCGUGCGCUGCGGCUGACGACGGGGGAGACCAAGCUCCGGAAGGUUGCCGCCAGCGUCGACAACUGCCUCAUGUGCGACAGCUUCGUGACGUACGCCGACGGUGAGAUCGUGCUCGACGCCAGGCUGCGGCUGCGCGACGUCGAGUCCGGCGAGCUGUUCGUCACUGUCAAGUGGAUCGAUGCGAACGCCAAGUGAGAAAAUGGGACUCCGUGUGAAUGCUGUCUGAUCUAAAUCUGAAAUUUCCAGACAGUUCUAACAGGCAUAGUAUUAGCGUGUGCGUGCAUGUUCAGAAUGUUUUUGUGCUUUUCUUUUUUAAUGAACGAUCGGGAAAGUAGGAAACUCUAAUUAUUGUUUGGAAAUAGGAACGCAAUGUGUUCUCCCCACUCUUUUUAGCCCAUUCUAGAGAUAAGUACCCUUUUUCUCCAAUUCAUAUGUGUACAAGUAUUACAUUGUUUUUCUCUAAAUAUGUGCACCAUUCAUGUGAAAGUAAUGGAUUUCUAA
Oryza sativa Japonica Group (Japanese rice) is the source of this 1042-nucleotide messenger RNA. Its product is annotated as protein C2-DOMAIN ABA-RELATED 11. The record is from RefSeq and is a predicted model, not a curated record. Lineage: Eukaryota; Viridiplantae; Streptophyta; Magnoliopsida; Poales; Poaceae.